CUAGAGAAUUACAAAAACUUCUCAAACUUGCUAAAUUACAAGAAAAGAAACAAACUUGGCAACAAAGCAUAAGACCUCUAGAACUAAGCCCAAACAACCUAUAUAAUGAGAAGGCUGAAGAUACUAUGAUAGUUGAAACAGUAAUAACUGAACCAACUAAUACAGAAGUGAUCCAAGACAUCAAGAUGGAGCCAACUACCUCUGAAAUGAAAAUAUUGUCAAGCUCUGCUAGCAUAGAUAAUAACCAGCCUCUAGAAAGUAAUCAAAGUGAAAUGAAAAACACUAUAGGCCAAGAUAAUAUAGCAGUAGACCCUCUAGCAAUAGCACAAUGUCACCAAAAGUUAACCCUCAAACUGAGUGAAUAG
Ambispora leptoticha is the source of this 365-nucleotide messenger RNA. Lineage: Eukaryota; Fungi; Glomeromycota; Glomeromycetes; Archaeosporales; Ambisporaceae. The record is from the annotation of a GenBank genome assembly.